GUCCUCAAAAGAGAGGCAGUAGCUUAUUCAGUUGUUUCAUUUGCAAAGGGUGCAGCCGGCGGCAAGCUGAGGCUAGGGAGCUGGGGGAUGGUUUUUGUUCCCCAUUGGAUCUUAUCCUUUUAUAACAGUAUAAUUGCCUAGCUUAAAAUUCACCGACAGGCCAUGUCUCCUUGUGGCAGAUGAUUAGUUGCUAAGUUAGCUGUGAAUAUCGGAAGGCUCCUUGGCACAGUCAAGGGCUGUCGGAGACACCAGCUUCUCCCUUUUUUCCUCUGAGUGUGUUCCACUAGAACAUUCAAAACUGUUUCUCCAAAGAGUUCUGCAGAAACUCAGACUGUUUUCUAAAGCAGAAGCGCCACAGUCCACAGCGGAAGCGAUGGGCAGCGUGCGAACCAACCGCUACAGCAUAGUUUCCUCGGAGGAGGACGGCAUGAAGCUGGCAACCAUGGCUGUUGCCAAUGGCUUUGGGAAUGGGAAGAGCAAGGUACAUACCAGGCAGCAGUGCAGGAGCCGGUUUGUCAAGAAAAAUGGCCACUGCAACGUUCAGUUCAUUAAUGUGGGUGAAAAAGGACAGCGUUACCUAGCAGACAUCUUUACCACCUGUGUGGACAUCCGCUGGAGGUGGAUGUUGCUGAUCUUCUGUCUGGCGUUCAUUCUUUCAUGGCUGUUUUUUGGUUGUGUGUUUUGGUUGAUCGCCUUAUUUCAUGGGGACCUAGAGAAAACAAACAGACCUUGUGUCUCUGAAGUGCACAGCUUCACUGCGGCCUUCCUUUUCUCCAUUGAAACACAGACCACGAUUGGCUAUGGCUUUAGGUGUGUCACAGAUGAGUGUCCCAUUGCGGUAUUCAUGGUGGUUUUCCAGUCAAUAGUGGGCUGUAUCAUCGAUGCCUUCAUCAUUGGUGCCGUCAUGGCUAAGAUGGCUAAACCAAAAAAAAGAAAUGAAACUCUCAUCUUCAGUGACAAUGCUGUAAUAGCUAUGAGGGAUGGAAAACUGUGCUUGAUGUGGCGGGUCGGGAAUUUGCGCAAAAGCCACUUGGUGGAAGCUCAUGUGAGAGCCCAGUUACUCAAAUCGCGAAUCACCACUGAAGGAGAAUACAUCCCUCUUGAUCAAAUUGACAUCAAUGUUGGGUUUGACAGUGGGAUAGACCGCAUAUUUUUGGUCUCGCCUAUUACAAUUGUCCAUGAAAUAGAUGAAGAGAGCCCUUUGUAUGACUUAAGUAAGCAGGACAUGGACAAUGCAGACUUUGAAAUUGUAGUAAUAUUAGAAGGCAUGGUGGAAGCCACCGCCAUGACUACUCAGUGCCGUAGCUCAUAUCUGGCAAACGAAAUCUUCUGGGGCCACCGUUAUGAGCCUGUACUAUUUGAAGAGAAAAACUACUACAAAGUGGAUUAUUCUAGGUUCCACAAAACAUACGAAGUGCUGAACACGCCCCUUUGUAGUGCCAGAGACUUAGCAGAAAAGAAAUACAUCCUCUCUAACGCAAACUCAUUUUGCUAUGAGAACGAAGUGGCCCUCACGGGCAAAGAGGAAGAUGACAGUGACAAUGGGGUGCCUGAGAGCACAAGUACAGACACCCAUCCGGACAUGGACCAUCACAGCCAAGCUGGUGUGCCCCUAGAGCCUAGGCCUUUAAGGCGAGAAUCUGAAAUAUGACUAUGGGGAAUGUUUUCCAGUGUGGUUAAAAUAUAUCUGUCAGUAGUGGGCACAUUGCAUUGAGAAAUGGCUGCAAACAGUUUUUCAGAUGAUGGUACUGUUGAGCAGAGAUAAGCAUACAGUCCUGAGGAGUCAACCUAGGCUAGGUUUUUAAGUGCUGUCUUCACUGGAGGUACAGCGAAAGCGUGAAUUGGAACAUGAAGCACUAUGUCUGUGCUUGACUGGGAGGCACGUAUAUGUUGUAGAAUAAAUUAUGUAUAUAUAUUUUUUUACAAAACUUGAACUUGCAGGCAAGCUUUGGUUGAGUUGUAUUUUUUGUCAUCGAUUUGUUUCCUCCCAAAAUGCUUCUCUCUUGGGAACAAGAAUGUUUUUAAUGGCAUAACAAAGGCAAGAGACUGCCUUUACUAUUUUUUUAAUGUUGCUGCUAACUACAUGAACACAAAUUGUAAUUAUUUUUGUUGCAGUGUAGUAUUCAUUUUUCUUUUAUAUAUCUUUUAACCAAACAAAAUGAAAUGAAAAAGGGGAGGAAACCCCCAGUGUUGAAUCUGUUCAUUUCAAAGCUCUGUGUCAAUCAAAGUGACUGGUGAUGCUGGGGAAUCUGAACUUUGUUGAGGCCAGUAGAUUGGUGGCUAGAAUCAAUUUCUCUUAGUACUAUAGAGUUACAGAAGGAGUGUUAUGUAACACAAAGCCAUGUAGUAGCCUACAGCAAGAUAUAUAUUUUUAAUUUGUGUUUGGGGAUAGAAUGGAUCUCCCCCCCCAUCCAAAAUAUUUUUAAUUUCAAAGCUACCUAAGUGAAUACCAAAGAAAAAUUGCACACAUUUGCACAGUGAACUUUUUAUUUAAGCAAAGCAGGCUGCUUUCAGACUAUUUCUUCUCCCCAAGGUUCCUUAUGUGUGGAGUAUUUUUUUUAAAGAUGCACCUUAUUCUAAAAAAAGCUUAAAGUCCUCUUCCCCCCCCCCUUUUUCUAGGAAAUAAGCUUCUGAUUUUAUAAAGGAAGCCACAGACCUGAACUUAUAAGAUCUGAACAGGGUGGUUUGAUUCAUAGGGUCGCCAUAAGUUGAAAUCAACUUGAAGGCACAUAACAUAUAUAAAAAUGGGGGAAAGUAUUGAGUGAAGGGGAGCAAGCAUAUGUCCUCUCGUUUUUGCAAAACACCAACAAGACUGCAGCGGAAGGUCAAAUGAUAAGUCAUGCUUACAUUCCAGAGUAGUUUUUAGAACAUGGAUCCCUAUCAGAAGUGGAAAAGCCUUUUGAGGGACCGAGGCUGCAAUCCUACUGGCAACUGGAAGUAAGCCCUAUUAAACUCAAUAUACCUUACUUCUGAGUAGACAUAUAUAGGAUUGCAUUGUGAGUCAUCACAUACAACCAAGGCAAUAGUUACGAUCCAUUUAACAUUCAAUCCAGUUCAGGCUUGCUAGACGUUAGCAAAACCAUCUGUUCAGCCACAGAGAUUAAUAUGAGUGUAGUAGGCUGCUGUGAGCAAAGCAAGCAACAGGCUGGUCCCAGGAGAAAAGAAACUGACGUGGAAUUGCCUGAUGCAAGGAUCUCAGUAGGUUUGUUUUUGAUGGGACAGCUUCUCUUUGCCAGCGCUGAGAUGGCAGAAAAUAAUUAUGCAUGCUAAUAUUUUCUAGAUUGUUUGUUGAGGUGUCUUUCGUUUGAAGGGAACAAUACUGUAAAAGAGUUCCCUCUUUUUUAUGACUGCAAUAAAGCCACAAUGGGAUGAUCAGCAGACAUAGGAAUAUAUCUGCACCGAAAUCUUUAAACAGUUAUUGUGACUCUCUGCUGAACUGUGACUUUAAUGGUAUUUUUGGGUCCCUUGCCAAGAAUGUUUUAAAAAUUCUCUCUGCCUCUAAGAUCAAGUGUACCAUUUCAGCUGCACCCGUAGGUUAUAGAUGUGCACAUCCUCCCAACAGGCAGAAAGUGAAAGUGGUAACCAAGGGAUCAAACCCCAAACUCUUUUACAGUAUUGGAUCUCACUGUAUGCCAUUAAAAAUAGCUUGUUCUGGGUCUAAUGCUAUUUGUUAAUAAACAUCUAUGGAGGUUGCUGGGCCCCGAUUGCCCUGUCAGAAGGAGACAAAUUCAGUAAAGUGGUAUUUCCCAUUUAGAAUGGAAUUUACUUUGCGGAGUCAAUGGGUUCCAAACCGCAGAAAUUGGAUCCUGUAAAUAUAGGAAGGUUUGUUUGUUUUUCCUCUUAUGUCAGAUAUUAUUUAUGUACCACGUACUGAUGCUAAUUCUGAAAGGGGGGGGCGGUAAAUAUGCAUGGCAACCUGACUGAAUUCUCUGGGUCAGGGAAACAAUGAAAGCAAUUGAACAUGACUCGUGCUGCUAUUGUGAUAUUUCUGCAAAGAAAAAUAAAGUGCAAACCAAAGAGUAUUUAGCGACAUGUUAAAACAAAGAAGGGAGGAAACUACUCCAAAAUGCACAAAGUUCCCACUUGCGAGACUUGAGUCAUUAAAUGGAAAGGUGGGUUGAGACAGCAUUGAAUAUAUUUGUUUUAAAAACAAAUACACAGAGAAAGGGAUUUUUCUAAAAACCUAAUAUUUUUUUUCUUCCUGGUGCAGAGUUGAUUUUUCUUUUCCAAUAAGCAGGGGUUUUUGUUUUCAGAUUUUUUUUAAUGAAAAUGUACAUUUUUUAUAAAGUUUAUGAAGUAUUUUCAUAUUUAAAGCCAAAUGUAAAUAGAGAAGUCCAUUGAAAAAGAAAAUGACAGGAGAAAAAGCCAAGACGGCAUCAGUUAGAACUUAUGAUGCUAUCGGUUAGCAUGGUUUUUGCAAAUAAUUGCAAGCCUUAUGGGAUUUUUCUAAUGCUAUGAGGUGUUUUGUUUUGUUAUUUAUUUAGGCAUGGAUGCUUAACUUGAUUGUGUUUGUCCUUGCUAUUGGCAUUUUUUUAACCUGCUUUCAGAUUGCUACAGACUUGAUGAGAGUGGAUAAUCUGUUGCACUCUUUGUUGGGAGAUAUAUAUAUAUAUUCCCCUUCAAAGAACCCUUUGUCUUUACCUGUUUGCUUCUGCAUGUGGAAACUAAGACAAAACUUUCAUUUGUGUAUAUAUCAUGGUACCUACUGGCCCUUAAUUGUCAUUGUAAUUUUUUUUUCCUAAAAAAAAAAAGUAAAUAAACUGAACAUGCCUCCGGAGGCUCAGCCUAGGUUCUGUGACCGUUAUGAAGCUACCAAAAAAAAAGUAUUUUUAAGGAGCCUUUUAAGUAGCUGAUAAGAAGGGACAAUUGUGCAAAGUGUUAAGCAGUAUAGAUCUGUGGUGCAAUCAUCCGCCACUUAUGUUGAUGGGAAAUUUCCCACUGACUUUACUGGAAUGUGGAUUGCAAGCACACUUGACUCCUCAAGCCACAAAUAUGAGUUAUGAGACAAGCAGUAAUUUUCCUCUUUCGUAGAAAUACUUGAAUGGGGGGGGGAGUGUCUUUCUCUUACAUGUAACAGGGCAAUCCUAUAUGUGUCUACUCAGAAGUAAGUUUCCAUUGAUUCAAUAGGAAUUACUCCCAAGUAAGUGGGCACUAGGGUAAGAUUGCAGCCUUACUAUCUUACACAUGCAAGAAAGGCUAUGGAUUCUUAUUGUUUCUCAUCCGUGGUCUGGUGUGCAGGUUUUUUAAAAUUAACACAAUCACUGCAUGUGUGUGUUAACACACUAUUCAGUCACAGGUUGUUUUUUGUUUUGGUUUGCUAUUCAUUCUAUUUUACAUGCCUUUGGGAAAGACAAAGGGUUCUGAAUCUGAUAUUUUUGUUCUCUUACACCCUUUUUUGUUGGGGUUGGGCUGGGGUUACAAGGUAAAACUGAGAAGUACUGUAAUGUCUUUUUUCUAAAAAAAAAUCAGGCUGCUGUUGUUGACCAUUUUAAGGUAGGAGAGUGCUUCAUAGUUGCCAUCCCACAGGCAACUGAAGAGUUCUUUCUCAUCUCAUAAAUGGAUUUUCUGUCCUGCAGCUGUUUGUAAGGUGAACAAAACCAACAGGCAUUUGACAAUCGUUCUCCCUUACUAUUUUCCUGUUUGCAGCCUUUUGUAUCAAAGUCUUCCUAAUGUACUGCACAAAUCAUGGACUGUACAAAAUUUUUAUAUAUAUAUUAUGUCUUAUUUUAUUAUUUCUAAAUAAAUAAAAAAUAAAGUAUU
Messenger RNA from Rhineura floridana, 5760 nucleotides. It is a transcript of the gene KCNJ2, whose product is annotated as potassium inwardly rectifying channel subfamily J member 2. Gene Ontology annotation, cellular component: plasma membrane. The record is from RefSeq and is a predicted model, not a curated record. Gene Ontology annotation, molecular function: inward rectifier potassium channel activity. Gene Ontology annotation, biological process: regulation of monoatomic ion transmembrane transport; potassium ion import across plasma membrane. Bases 374 to 1651 code for a protein of 425 amino acids. NCBI's taxonomy places the organism in Eukaryota, Metazoa, Chordata, Lepidosauria, Squamata, Rhineuridae. The transcript is spliced from 2 exons.